Messenger RNA from Somion occarium, 897 nucleotides. The record is from the annotation of a GenBank genome assembly. NCBI's taxonomy places the organism in Eukaryota, Fungi, Basidiomycota, Agaricomycetes, Polyporales, Cerrenaceae.
AAGGCAACUUCGCAACAGUUUUGUUACUAUCAGGGAAAUUAUCUAAGGGCUCGGCCGAUUUCUUGGAGAAUAAUGCCUCGCUUCAAGCUCGUUUUCUUCUCACCUGUGGCUUCAACAAGCACUAUCCUCAGCCAACUAUUCAAGAAAUACCCAAAAACGGUCGGAAGGAUUGGUCAAUACGAGGAAUGCGCUUUUUUCACUGGAGGGCAUGGCCUGUUCAGGCCGGGGCCCGAAGCUAAUCCUGCAAUCGGCUCCAGAGGAGCUUUAGAGCAGGUUGAGGAACAUAGGGUUGAAGUGCUUGUUACUGACAAGGGCGAGAACACUGAGAUAAAGAAUGCAAUUGAGGAGCUAAAGAGGGUUCAUCCGUAUGAAGAGGUUGCAUACGACGUGUACCGGCUCGAAGACUUCUGAGUAUGCCUCUGCCAGACAAAGCAAGAAGAUAGUUGCAAAGCCUCAUCACUCAUUUUAUUGUCAAUGUUUUUUCUAAUCAUGGCGUGCUCGAAUCAAUCCUUCCAACAAGACUAUCCCGGCACGGACCCCAUCGAUGAUCCUUACGUUUUGCCCCUCAUUCUGCGCCCCCAGUCGCACGGUCGCUUCCAUACCACUCAUUGCAGCGCAUCCCAGGAUUAUCACUCGUGCUCCUUCCCUCACCAAGUCCGCGCUAGCAUAUAUGAUGCGCUGGUCUACUUCUGCUUUUGGGGCCGUAUGCAACUGUAUCGCCGUCAAAUUGGUGCUCCGCACGCCAACAAAAUCUCGAGCGUUCCCUAAAUCAUAUUCGGGGUUGCUUUGAGAGAAGUAGUCUCGAGUUGCUUUGGAUAGAACUGGUUCCCAGUAUCUUCCGGUUGUGACAAUCCCAAACGGCAGCGCGAGCGCCCUUGCGUGAAGUAGCGAUGCUUC